Molecule: messenger RNA, 2295 nt
Organism: Durio zibethinus
Lineage: Eukaryota; Viridiplantae; Streptophyta; Magnoliopsida; Malvales; Malvaceae
Product: putative pectinesterase/pectinesterase inhibitor 24
Biological process (GO): cell wall modification
Molecular function (GO): pectinesterase activity; enzyme inhibitor activity
Source: RefSeq, a predicted model, not a curated record
ACAAUCCGAUAGAAAAAGGCUUUCGAACAUGUCAUUUUUUAGAGCUUAUGGCAAAGUAAAUGAGGUUGAUCAAGCGGAGUUUGAGGCUCGUUGAAAAACCAGGAGGAGAAUGGCCAUCAUUUCCCUGUCUUUGAUAGUUCUUGCUGCUAUAGUUGGUGCUGCUGUUUUAGGAAGUAGAAAAGGAGACUCCGAAAGUAGUGGCAAUGGUCAAGUUCAGUCCAUCUCUACUUCCAUCAAAGCUGUAUGUGAUGUGACCUUGUAUAAAGCUACAUGUUACAAUAGUCUUGCUCCUUCAGCUAACUCCAGCCAGUUCAAACCUGAAGACAUCUUCAAAUUCUCAAUGAAAGUAGCAAUCACUGAGCUAUCAAAAGCAUCCCAGGAUGUCUCUGAGAAUGGGAUUUUUAAAGGCGAUGUCAACAAGAUGUCAAUUGCAGCCUUGGAGAAUUGUCGUGAACUUUUGAGUCUAGCAAUUGAUCAUCUUAAUAGCUCCUUAUCAUCAUCAGGUGAAGCUUCGGUUAUUCAAGCUGCUGAUGAUCUUAGGACAUGGCUAAGUGCAGCUGGUACUUACCAGCAGACCUGCAUUGAUGGUUUUGAAGAGCUCAACGGAGAUAUCAAGACCAUUGUUCAGGACCAUCUGAAGUAUUCUUCUGAACUAACUAGCAACAGCCUCGCCAUUGUAACAUGGCUUUCAAAGGUUGCAAGCACGUUUAAUUUAAGGCGAUUAAUGAAUUUUCCUCCUGACCAUGAAAAUCCAGGAUGGUUGCAUCAAAAAGACAGGAUAUUACUUGAAAGUUCGGAUAAAUUGAAGAAGAAAGCUGAUAUUAUUGUAGCAAAAGAUGGCUCUGGGAAGUAUAAGACUGUCAGUGCUGCCCUUGAGGCAGUCCCUGACAAAAGCAAGAAGAGGACUGUGAUCUAUGUGCAAAAGGGAGUUUAUAAUGAAAAUGUAAGGGUUGACAAAAAUAAAUGGAAUGUCAUGAUGAUUGGUGAUGGGAUGGAAUCGACAAUUGUAUCUGGAAGCCUCAAUUACGCUGAUGGGACUCCCACAUUUUCCACUGCAACAUUUACUGUGUUCGGGAAAGGCUUUGUUGCUCGAGAUAUGGGAUUUGUCAACACUGCUGGACCGGAAAAACAUCAGGCAGUGGCCUUAAUUUCUUCUGCUGAUCAUUCAGUGUUCUACAAAUGCCAAUUCGAUGCCUUUCAGGACACUCUAUAUGCACAUUCCAACCGCCAAUUCUACCGCGAAUGCAACAUUACCGGAACAAUAGAUUUCAUAUUUGGAAACUCAGCUGUAGUCUUCCAAAAUUGUAACAUACUCCCAAGGCAGCCUAUGCCUUACCAACAGAACACAAUCACUGCUCAAGGGAAAGUUGAUCCGAACCAGAAUACUGGGAUUACCAUUCAGAAUUGCACCAUUUUGCCUUAUGGGAAUUUGAGUAAUUCUGUUCAAACAUACCUUGGUCGACCAUGGAAGGAUUACUCAACCACCAUUUACAUCCAUACAAAUAUUGGGAGCUUGAUAGAUCCUGCAGGGUGGCUGCCAUGGAGUGGCACUACUGCACCAAAUACCAUAUUUUACUCCGAAUAUAAGAAUAUUGGCCCUGGUUCUUCAACCAAGGGUAGAGUUAAAUGGAAAGGUUUGAGAAAUAUUAAUGAUGAAGAAGCCAAAAAGUUUACAGUCGAGAAAUUCCUCAAAGGGGAAAAGUGGAUCUCAGAUGCAGGUGUUGGCUACAAAUCUACUUUUUGAUUGUAGUAACAUCCUUCACAUUAACACAUUAAGUUAAAGUUGUGAGCUAAAAAUGUUUGCUUCUAAGUUUUGCAGCUGCAAAGCAUCAAUAUACAUAUGAUUUUGUUGUGUAUUCUUAUCUAUUUUCCACUGUAUUCUUAUCUAUUUUCCACUUUCAUUGUAACAACUUUUACAAGAGAUUGCAUCCAAUUUCACUCCUUCAAAUCCUUCCUUCCUAUAGGCAAAUUGUGUAAAGAGUAUUUUUUUUCUUGAUGAUGUGAAUGUUCAGGACCAAAAUGAUAGCUUCAAACAUUCUAGAUUUGUAUUUUGUGAACCUUUAUUGAUUUGCUUGCUUUUUCUUGUUUAUAUGAAUUAGGUUACUAGCUAGUCAUUAGGAUUUUUAACUCAAUUAAUAUUAGGAGUCACAUUAUUAGCUCAACUCAAACUAAAAUAGAUAACUAUCUUUUAUUUCAUUAAAAUACUAUUAUAGUGUCGAAUAAUGCAAUUAUCUUUAAAAGUCAGUUCAUGCAAUUACCCUUAAAAGAUAGCAUCUAGCAAUGUGAGGGUUCAAA